Messenger RNA from Arabidopsis lyrata subsp. lyrata, 732 nucleotides. RefSeq lists its product as uncharacterized. Bases 139 to 432 code for a protein of 97 amino acids. The record is from RefSeq and is a predicted model, not a curated record. Lineage: Eukaryota; Viridiplantae; Streptophyta; Magnoliopsida; Brassicales; Brassicaceae. The transcript has a single exon.
UCUGAACACAAAAUAAAUAAAAAUCUUUUUUCUUUUCCUCGAGACGUCUCUCUUCUUCAAUUUCUUCACGAUUCUACUUUUGCGUUAUCCCCAAAAUUGGCAACCAAACCAACCCUAUCUCUCUUCUUGAAACCAACAAUGAGUCCGAUCGUCAUAACCCAGUUAGCCACAGGACUCAGCGUUUUAGCCGGUGCGGUUUUUAUCAAAUCGGUCUUGGACCAAAAACCUAUGGCUGGUCAAUUCCCUCGUUGUCCGACUUGUAAUGGUACGGGACGAGUCACGUGUUUCUGUUCUCGUUGGUCUGAUGGUGACGUUGGAUGUCGUAGGUGUUCUGGUUCAGGUCGUGCGGUUUGUAGCAAUUGUGGUGGUUCUGGAACCGGUAGACCUUUACCGGCUCAGAUUACGGUUCAACCACCGAAUCGUCCUUAUUGAUUCUCAAGAAAUCUGUUUACUUUGUAAACGAUUCUUCUCUCUUGAACUCUCUUAUUCUCUGUCUUGUAAGUUGAUUAUAUAUAUACACAUAGAUGAGAACAGAUUCAUAAGCUUCUUGUGAUUGUGUUCGGUUGUUACUGUUCAUAGUCAAAAUUCUCGAAUAUGUCAUUAAUGGUGGCUUAAUCUUUAGGAUUAAGAUGAUGAGUUUGAUCCAAAGAUUCAAAGCUUCUUUUGUAUAAUAGUUUAGGGUAUUGUUGUGGAUGGUUCAGUAUAUAGACUUUGUUGGAUGUGUUUGGUUCA